Molecule: messenger RNA, 2811 nt
Organism: Saprolegnia parasitica CBS 223.65
Lineage: Eukaryota; Oomycota; Saprolegniomycetes; Saprolegniales; Saprolegniaceae
Exons: 14
Coding region: 1-2811 (936 amino acids)
Cellular component (GO): nucleus; cytoplasm
Molecular function (GO): protein binding
Source: RefSeq, a predicted model, not a curated record
AUGGUGAAGCGUGCGUCGCGAUCAGCGCCACCGCCUUUUGCCCUCGCGCCAUCGCCUUUUGCCCCCGCGCCAACGAGCACGUACCAGGCACUGCUCGAGGGAUUCCGCAACGGCACAAUCCCUCAGGACCUUGACGUUGACGCGAAGCUCGACGACCUUGGCGGCACCCCUCUGCAUGUGGCCGCCAUGGCCGGCAACGUGACGGUCCUCGACGAGAUCGCAUCGCGCGCACUCGACAUCAACGUUCGCAAUCGGAUGGGUAGCACGGCACUGGCGGUCGCGGCGGCCCACGAUGAUCGCGCCAGUGUCGACUGCCUCGUCAAGCACGGUGCACUCGUCAACACACGCGACCAGAAUGGGUCGAGUCCUCUCCAUGACGCCAUUUUCUAUCGCAGAAUUGAUAUGGCACAGCAGCUCAUUGCGGCCGGCGCGGACGUCAACGAAGUUUUCAGGCAUAACCAUUCGCCACUCUACGCUGUAAGCAAGAGCGAUUCGGACGAUUUGGCGAACGCGCUCAUCCCUGCUCUCAUCGCCGCAGGGGCCAACAUCCAAGAUGCCAUGAAGUCUGGGUUCUGCCAAGUGGGCUGGUCCGACAUCAAGUUGGACCGCGUGCGGCUCUUCUUGGCCCAUGGAGCGCGCUUCGCCGACAUGCCUCCGCUUCACAACGAAUCGAUGGUCACCAAUAUUCCGUACUUGCAGCUGUACCUUGAACAAGGCGGCAAUCCUAACAAGCAAGACGAGACGAGCAUUAUGCCGCUUCUGUAUUAUGCUCUCGCAAAGCAAUCGCGGGAGGCCGUCGAGCUUCUAGCACCAGUGGCCGACAUCAACUUUAUCGACUACGCGACUUCGAUUCCCCACUUUCGCGCGUCAUUGAAGUAUUCGACCAAGGCGUGCGUCGAUAUGGCGCCGCUAAGCCAGGCCAUCAACAAAAACCUCGACACCGCACUGCUUCAGCAAAUGCUGCACCAUGCGAGCGUCCAGCCGCCAGAGUACUACGUCGAGGCGUUCAAGAUGGCACUUGAAGCCAAGAGCGCUUCCAACGUGGCGCUACUAGCGUCCAAGGUCGACCUCAAGUCCGAGUGCUUUCUUCACUACGCGGUCCGCAACCCCGACUUUGUGGCGGUGUUGUUGGAACUGGGCGCAGACCCCAACCAGCGCGACCAGUACGGUCGUCCCCCACUGCUCGGUGCCUGCGAACUGCGAGAAGAGACCUCGGCACGCAUUCUGCUGCCGCACACGGCCAACUGCGACAUUCCUGGCUACCUCGAGCUCGAGUACAUGGCAGCUCUCUGCACGCUCCUCGACGAGCCGUUCUGGUGGAAGAAGGAGGCUCUGCCGACCCUCCCGCCUGGUGCCUUCAUGGACGAUACUGCCGUCAUCCAUGGCGAGCUCCAACUCAUUCGCGAUACGGUUGUGCGUCCCCUUGGCCUCGUGCCCAACACGACCCGCGGUGUGUACCACGCCGACGACGCGCUCUCGGUCGACUUGCUCUCGUCGCUCGGCCAUCAUCUGGCGCCGCUCGAAGCUGCCGCGUCCUGGGCUGACAACGUCUUGGAGGUCGUCGAUCCAGCCAUGUACGGCGCAGUGUAUGGCCAAUCUCGCUUCAGCGUCCACCCGCACAACAUGCAAGAGGGAAUCUCUUCGAGCGCCAUCAUCCGCCAUAAGACGCCUUCGUCGAUGGCGCUUGCAGACGCCGUGUGCCCGCACCUGCAGAUGCUGCCGACGCCGGUGACGUGGGACCCGUCCUCGCGCCAAGUGACGCUGGAGAGCUACGUCAACAACAUCCAUCCGUCGCAGUCGGCGCUCUAUACGGUGCUCGCCAAGACACUAUCGACGGUGCUACCGCUGCUGGAUGCCGCACGGUGGGUCCCACGCAAAGACAUCCGGCGCAUUGAACGCGGUGGCGGCCACGAGAACGAGCUACGACUGCUCCGGGAUGCGUACCUCCAGCACCAUGGUCUCGACCCGUCGGCGCCUGUUUUGCAAAAGACGUUGCGGGCCUUCAAGAAGGCGCAGGGACCCAUCACGAGCCAGUUGCAGCCAGCACCACCGACGCUUGAGUGUGCUCAACGGUUCUGGAAGGGCUAUGCGCCACAUUUUGACGACGACGGCCGUAACUGGCAGCUUCCGAGCAAGCCCCAGUCGCACCAGGUGCUCUGCCACGUGCAGUGUCUCCGCGUGACGCCCGAGGCACCGACGAUGACGACGGUGUGGCGGCGUGGGUCGGGCGCUGUCAACGAAGCCAUUGAUUUCACCGCCGUUAUUCUACACGGUGCAGACAACGUCUCGCUGCGGAUCGAGUUCCGAGAGACGUAUAAAUAUGUCGACUUUGGCCCGCACAAGCGCAAUCCUGCGAUCGAGGUGCUUCUCAGCGACAAGGUCCCUGGGCGCGUGAGCCAAGACACGGGGUUUGUGACCUUGCGACCAGGACGUCUCCUGCUGAUUCGGAGCUCGGCCGCGUACCGCCUUCAUCUUCAUUCCGCUGACUCCUCGCGUGAAGGCGUCGCAAAGCUCCUCUUCUGGGGCUUCGUGCGUCCGAGCGGAACGACCGCCAAAGCCAUCAGUUGCUUUGCGAGAGAGGGCGAAAUGAUCGACAACGCCAUCUUGUCGACGGCCGACGUCCCACCGCAACAACGCGCCUGGCUUCUCGAUCUUGUCAACGCAACGCCACUCGGUCGCGUGCCCACUGUCGUCCAAGAGCUCGUCAUCGACUUUGUUGGCCACGCAACGCUCAGCACAGAUGAGGCCCGCGCGGCGGCCAUCGUAGCCAAGGCUGCUCGCGAGGUCAUUGUCGCCGCAUCGCUCGCCUAG